This is a messenger RNA of Cladophialophora carrionii CBS 160.54, 942 nucleotides long. RefSeq lists its product as uncharacterized. NCBI's taxonomy places the organism in Eukaryota, Fungi, Ascomycota, Eurotiomycetes, Chaetothyriales, Herpotrichiellaceae. Gene Ontology annotation, cellular component: endoplasmic reticulum. Gene Ontology annotation, molecular function: oxidoreductase activity. The transcript has a single exon. Bases 1 to 942 code for a protein of 313 amino acids. The record is from RefSeq and is a predicted model, not a curated record.
AUGUCAGUGUCCCUUUACAACGCCUGCGCCGUUGUGGGUGCAUCCACGCUCGGCUACAUUUCCUUCAAGACCCUUUCUGCUCUUCUUUUCCACCUGCACUCCUCCAAGUUACAGCGUUAUCACCAUGGCCCCGAACCUUGGGCUUUGGUAACCGGCGCCAGUGACGGCAUCGGCCUGGCAUUCGUGAACGAACUGGCCCAGCGUGGCUUCAACGUCGUCCUGCACGGCCGCAACGAGACCAAGCUCAAGAAGGUGCUCUCGGAGCUGCAGCGGAAACACAAGACCAGCUUCAAACUACUUGUCCUGGAUGCUACCUCGCCGUCCUCUCCGGAAUUCGACAAGACGGUCCUCUCGGCCGUCCAGGGUCUCAAUUUGACAAUCGUCAUCCACAAUGUCGCGGGGAGUGGGGAGGCGAAGGUCGAAAUGCCGAUGUUCAUGGACCUCUCGGCAAAGCAGUGCGACGGUUGGAUCAACGUCAACGUUCGCUUCACCACGCACCUUACGCGUCUGCUUCUGCCGCUCUUGGUGAAGAGCCAACCCGGCCUGAUGCUGUUCGUCAGCAGCGCUGUGACGGAGAUGCCCUCGCCGGGCGUCUCCCUGUACACUGGGUCAAAGUGCUAUCUUGAGGCGCUGACGAAAUGUCUGAAACUGGAGAUGAAGAUGCAAGGCCACGACAUUGAGAUGAAGUCUCUGACGACAGGCCUGGUGGCCACGGCGUCGUCGGGCAGGUAUGAAAAGGAUGUCUCCUUCGUGAUGCCUAGCCCGCGGACGUUUGUCCGAGCCAGUCUCGGAAAGGUGGGCUGGGGCAGUCCGAGAAUUACUCCGUGGAUUGGACAUUGGCUGCAGUUCGGCUUGAUCUCGAGUCUGCCAACCUGGCUGCAGGAGACGAUGGUCAUUCGAAUGGUGCAAAAGGUACAAGCACAGAUGGCUAAGCGGGACUAA